CGCGCAGUCGCUGACAGUUGUCACACCUGAGCUGCACGACGAUCAGGCUCUGCAAAAAUGACUUUUCUAAUGAGAUUUUGGAGCUCAGUGGUGAAUAUAUUAUGCAUUCCACUUCACUUGAUCCACGCCGUCGGCCUGUUCGGAGUAUACAAGCGUGUCUUCCCGAUUUGUCUAUAUCGGAUUUCAAAAAAGUACAAUGAGAAAAUGCGCGAGAAAAAGAAGGAUCUGUUUCGCAGUUUGCCGGAGUUUAAGAAACCUGGCGGGCUACUCACAAUUUUAGAGAUUGGCUGCGGCACAGGUGCGAAUUUUGAGUUUUAUCCGCCUGGUAGCAAAGUGAUCUGCACCGACCCGAACCCUCACUUUCAGAAAUAUCUGACCAAAUGUAUGGGCGAGAACGACCACCUCACCUAUGACAGAUUCGUGGUGGCGUCGGGGGAGGACCUGAGGGCAGUGGAGGAUGAAUCGGUGGACGCUGUCGUCUGCACCCUGGUGCUCUGCUCGGUCGACGACGUUUCCCAAACCCUGCGAGAGGCACACCGCAUACUGCGACGAGGUGGAGCCUUCUUCUUCUUAGAGCACGUCGCUGCUGACCCCACGACUUGGGCGCACUUCUUUCAGCACGUUAUCCAGCCUCUCUGGUACUACUUCGGUGAUGGAUGCAAAGUCAUCCGGGAAACAUGGAAAUAUGUGGAGGCAGCCGGAUUCUCUGAUCUCAAACUAAGACACAUUGAGGCGCCACUCAACUUCAUAAUCAAACCGCACAUCGUAGGCUAUGCUGUAAAAUAAAUUCACUGGCUUUGUAGGAAGCUCCCACCACCCCCAGCAAACCGUUAUGUGAACACGUGGAGCAUUAACUGCCUUUUUUCUCUCUCUCUCUCUCUCUCUCGUAAUGUGACCAUCAGUGAUAGAAAGCACCAGUUACCUUAAUACUAUUUUUAUUUUUGUAUUAGAGUGAGCCUUUAAGUGUUUUGUAAAUACAUGGUAAACACUGAAAGACAACCUUACAUAGAUGGCACACAAUACUAAUUUUGUAUCCAGCUAAAGAGAAAAACAUAUUUCGGUGUUUGUUCCUCAAUUCCUCAUCUUCAACCUGGAUGUUGAACAAAACAACUUGUCUGAGUGUUUGUGACUUUAAAAAAAAAAUUACUUUUUUUUUUUUUUUUAAUGAUUUAGGU
Molecule: messenger RNA, 1175 nt
Organism: Archocentrus centrarchus (flier cichlid)
Lineage: Eukaryota; Metazoa; Chordata; Actinopteri; Cichliformes; Cichlidae
Product: methyltransferase-like protein 7A
Exons: 2
Coding region: 58-786 (242 amino acids)
Molecular function (GO): S-adenosylmethionine-dependent methyltransferase activity
Source: RefSeq, a predicted model, not a curated record